GACACCAUGACGAAUGUACUUUCAGGAAUAUAAUCUGUCUGUCAGUUAGCAAAAAUAGUUAAAAUCGGUCAUUAACCAAAUUAUGAAACUUUAGGAAACUCAAAUUACCCAAUAUUUCCGGCCGUUCCCCAACAAUGUAAAAAGCUUACAAAAUCGUUGCAUCCAAUCAAUAAUUUCUUUGACGAACUAAAUAGUCCUCAUCAUGACAUCAUCAAUAGAGACUAAACUAAAAACAAAACUUUUUUUAAGCCGCUUCAGACAUAAACAAAACAUCCGCAAAACCAAAGAGAAAUUUAUUGUGAUGACUGAAUAUGGUUUAGUGGAAGGUGUCAAAAGGAUCUCUGUAUGGAGGAAACCAUUCUACAGUUUUGAAAAAGUACCUUUUGCCAAACCACCAGUCGGACUUCUGCGCUUUCGGAAGAAUCCAAUUCCACCGGAAUCAUGGCAAGGGGUACGUGACUGUACUAAAGAGGCAGAUAUGCCAAUUCAGUGGAAUAAAACGUUUCAACAUAUGGAAGGAUCUGAAGACUGCCUGUAUCUCAGCAUAUAUACAACCAAUCAGCUACACCCGGACAAACUUCUCCCCGUGGUGGCUUGGAUUCACGGGGGAGGCUUCGAAACAGGAUCCACAAGGAAAGCUAAGUACGCCCCCGACUAUUUUAUGGAGAAGGACAUAGUUUUGGUGCUUAUCGCAUAUAGGCUUAAUAUAUUUGGCUUUUUGUCGCUGAAAGAUCCAGUUUUUGGCAUUCCCGGAAACGCAGGUUUAAGGGACCAGAUUAUGGCCUUAAAAUGGAUAAAAAACAAUAUUGCAGCUUUCGGAGGGAAUCCCCACAACGUCACAGCUUUGGGACAUAGCGCUGGAGCUGCUAGCAUUAACUUCCUAUUGCUCAGCGACCAAGCAGUGGGAUUAUUUCAUAAGGCGAUCUUGAUGUCAGGAUCGGCAUACUGUUGCUGGGCAUUGCAGCCACCGGGAAAUGAAUGGACCAAUCGCCUUAUGUACCAUAUGGGAUAUAAAAAGCAGCUGGAAGAGUGUACAAUUUUGGAACUUCUGGAGCAUGCCGAUCCGUAUGAUUUAGUCUCUAAACUGUCGAGAAAUCUUGAAACAAAUGAACUUCGUAAUAAACUCUUUCUACCUGUUGGGCCGGUUAUUGAGCCAUACACAGGCAUACAUUGUGUUAUACCCAAGGAUCCUAGACUAAUGGCUCCAAACGCUUGGGGGAAUCACAUACCAGUUAUUGUGGGAGGAAAUUCAUUUGAAGGGCUUAUUAUGUAUCCAGCAUUAAAGAAAAAUUCAUCUGAGUUUGAGCAAUUGGGAGACUGCACUCAUCUUGUACCUGCCGAAUUGGAAUUAGAUCCGAAUAGCAAUGAGUGCAAACGCUUCGGUCGCCUCAUACGCAACACCUACUUUGGCAAGAGUACACCAUCCUUGGUUUGUUUUCUGAACUUGCUGUCUCAUAAAAUGUUUUGGCACGGAAUCGCGAGAUUCUAUUUCUCUCGAAUGAAGUAUGCGCACCAGCCAACGUAUUUCUAUCGAUUCGACUUCGAAUCACUUACGUACGACAAUCAUCGCAUCCUCCAUUUCGAAGGAGACAUACGGGGAGUUUCCCAUUGCGAUAUCCUCCCAUACAUAUUCUACAAUGCAAUGGUCGAAGAUAUAACCCCUGAUCGACCGGAGUUCAAAAUGGUUAGAAUAAUGAUUUCAAUGAGCACACAAUUUGCUGCAACUGGAAAUCCCAACAAUCAAGAGUGGUUCCCACUGCACUGGAAGCCUGGAGUCAACAAGCCAAAUGCCCGGAUAAUCUGCUUGAACCUUUCGAAUCAACUUUCACUGAUUGAUUUUCCAGAAAAUAGUUGCAUACAAGUUUGGGAAAGCAUGUUAUCCGCCAAAAAACCAAUUUAAUGCAGGAUCGGAAGAUGUUUUUCGAAUUGUAAGAUAUUUAUCAGUUAAAUGGAAAAAAUGUAAGUAAAUCGUACUAAUUUUGUGAGCAAGUAUAAAAUAAAUCCCUUCAUGUGAACAAUUAAAGGAUCA
Hermetia illucens (black soldier fly) is the source of this 2029-nucleotide messenger RNA. Its product is annotated as esterase B1-like. Bases 203 to 1900 code for a protein of 565 amino acids. The record is from RefSeq and is a predicted model, not a curated record. The transcript is spliced from 7 exons. NCBI's taxonomy places the organism in Eukaryota, Metazoa, Arthropoda, Insecta, Diptera, Stratiomyidae.